AUGAUCGAGACGGAGCUUUCUUCAUGGUUUUAUCUUGCAGAGCGAUGGAAAGCCGUCUUGCUCAUCGACGAGGCCGACAUUUUUCUCGAACGUCGUAAACAUACAGAUCUUGCUCGUAAUGGAAUUGUCUCGGCAUUUCUACGUAAGAUGGAAUAUUUUCAAGGUCUCCUUUUUCUCACGACGAAUCGAGUUGGUCAGAUCGAUGAAGCUUUUACCUCACGUGUUCAUGUCGUGAUUGAAUAUCCACCUCUUGAUGACGAGAGUCGUCGUCAAAUCUGGGACGGUCUUUUUGAAAAAAUGUACAACGAAACCGAUGGAAAGAUUAAACUGAGUCUGGAUACAAAGAAAUGUGUGAAGCAAGAUGCCGAACGCUUGGGUAUAGGUUUGAACAAAAGAGAAAUCCGUAACGCACUUCAAACUGCGAUUUCACUUGCAGAUUUCGAAGCCAAAGGGGAACGUGGGUAUAAAGAAAGUGAUCCCAUUAAUGUGGAAAAGGGACAUUUUGAAAGAGUUUUCGAAUUGAGCAAAUCAUUCCGCAGUUAUCUCAACUCGAUCAAACGCGAUACUCCGGAAUCAAGAGCACAGAAUUAUUAUGGUAGAAAUGAUAGUUAUCGGGGGACAAUGGAUGAGCGGGCGCGCUAG
Molecule: messenger RNA, 642 nt
Organism: Botrytis porri
Lineage: Eukaryota; Fungi; Ascomycota; Leotiomycetes; Helotiales; Sclerotiniaceae
Exons: 2
Coding region: 1-642 (213 amino acids)
Molecular function (GO): ATP binding; ATP hydrolysis activity
Source: RefSeq, a predicted model, not a curated record